AUGGAAAUUAUCCGCAAGAAUUUCCGAAGAAUUGAGCUCCGGACAAGAAACUUUGGAGGUCCUCCAGGUUGGACAUGGAAUCCAUCGCCCUUCUGAAUAGCAAGAACAAAGUCAACGUUAAAACUAUUGAACCCUUCAUGGAAAAUAUCACACAAUAUUGUACCAGUAGUUUCUAUAAGAUACAGUGAACUUCUAUUCUUCAGUGUAUAUUAGUAUUCAUUAUUUGAAGUGCAAUAACGAAGUAUAAUCAUGGCUGGAUGGGCUUUCGAUGUGUUCCUCAGUUUUAGGGGCCAAGAUAUUCGCCAAAACUUUAUUGGCCAUCUCUACGAGGCUCUUCGUUCCAAGGGUUUCCAUAUAUUCCUUGACGAGGAGAAACUCGAGAGUGGCCAAGAUAUACCCGGGUCGCUCAUCAGGGCGAUCGAGGAGUCGAGAAUUGCUAUCUUGCUGUUCUCUGACAACUAUGCAACUUCAUCUUUUUGCUUAAAUGAACUUGUCAAGAUCAUGGAGUGCGCUAAGGCUGAGGUCCAGAUGGUUUUACCGGUUUUUUAUGACGUAGAUCCUUCUCAUGUGAGACAUCUGAGAGGAAGCUAUGGAGAAGCAUUGGUUAAGCAUGAGGAAAGGUUCAAAAGUGACAAUAAUGGAAUCUUAAAGGAAGUAGACAUGGAGAAGUUGGAGAAAUGGAAGAUGGCUCUAAAGCAAGCGGCCAAUUUGAGUGGAAAGCACUUCAAAAUUGGGGGUGACGAUACUGAAUGUAAGCUUAUUGAGAAGAUUGUUAAUACGGUCUCUAAAUGUAUUUGCCGUGGAUAUUUACAUGUUGCAUAUCACCCUGUUGGACUGGAGUCUCAAGUUCUAAAAGUAAACUCUCAUUUGGAUGUUGGAUCUGUUGAUGUUCACAUGUUAGGAAUUUAUGGAAUUGGUGGUAUAGGUAAAACAACUCUUGCUCGUGCAGUUUAUAAUUCCAUUGCUGAAUCAUUCGAAGGUGUAUGUUUCCUUGGUAUGGUGCGAGAAAAAUCAAUGACACACGGCUUAGAACAUCUACAAGAGAUAAUGCUUUCUAAAUUACUUGGAGAGGAUAUUAAGUUAGGAGAUGUCAGUGAAGGAGUCUCAAUGAUAGAGCGUAGGUUCAACAGAAAGAAAGUUCUAUUAGUUGUUGAUGAUGUUGACAACAUGAAGCAAUUAGAAGCCAUUGUUGGAAAUCCUAGGUGGUUUAGUUCUGGCAGUAGAAUCAUUAUUACAACUAGAAACAAAGGUUUAUUAGCAAGUUAUGGGGUUGAAAGAACAUAUCAAGUGGAGGAGUUAAAUGAAAAAGAAGCUCUUAAUCUGCUUAGAUUCAAUGCUUUUAAAAAUGAUGAAGUGGAUCCAAGUUAUGCAGACAUUUUGAACUCUACAGUCACUUAUGCUUCUGGCCUUCCAUUGGCUUUAGAAGUAAUUGGUUCUAACUUGUUUGGUAGAAGUCUAGAAGAAUGGCAAUCAGCUUUAGAACAAUAUGAAAGAAUUCCCAUCAAAGAGAUCCAAAAAAUACUUAAAGUAAGCUUUGAUGAUUUGGAGGAUGAUGAGAAGAACCUGUUUCUUGACAUUGCUUGUUUCUUUAAUGGAGAUAGAUUACAAUAUGUUGAAGAAAUACUUCGUGCUCAUCAUGGUUUUUGCCCCAAAAAUGGAAUCCGAGUGUUGGUUGAUAAAUCUCUAAUAAAGAUUGAUGAUGAUAAAGUGACGAUACAUGAUUUGAUACAAGACAUGGGCAGAGAAAUUGUCCGACAAGAAUCAGAAGAACUUGGAAAACGUAGUAGGAUGUGGUUUUUCGAGGAUAUUAAGCAUGUUUUAGAACAAAAUGAGGGAAGUAAUAAAAUUGGAAUCAUAAAGCUUACACUCCCCAAACUUGAUGAAAAAGUUAACUGGGACGGCAAUGCUUUCAAGAAGAUGGAUAAUCUCAGAACACUUAUCAUCAAUGAAGGUGGCUUUUUGGAAGGUCCCAAACAUCUUCCAAAUAGUUUAAAGGUGUUGAAAUGGGCAAAAUAUCCUUCAGAAUUUUUGCCAUCUCAUUUUUGUCCAAAAGAACUUGUCUUAUUCCAGUUACCUUAUAGUUGUGUAUCCUCAGUCAACAUGCUCCAGAUGCAAGAGAGGUUCAUGAAUUUGAGAGAUUUAGAUUUUAAUAACUGUAAGUUCAUAAAACAGAUACCUGAUGUAUCUGUGGCCCCAAAUUUAGAAAAAUUGUCGUUUCGCUUAUGCGUGAAUGUAACUGAAGUUCACCCUUCUGUUGGAUUGUUGGGUAAACUUAGAAAGUUGGAUGCUUGCCACUGCUCGGCGCUUCGGAGUUUUCCUGCACUUUUGUUACCAUCUCUUGAAUAUCUUGAUUUUUCAUGGUGCUCAAAUCUUGAGAAUUUUCCGGAUAUAAAGGGAAAGAUGGAAAAUUUAAUAAAGCUUGAGUUGUGCCAUACUCACAUAAAAGCAUUUCCAUUCUCAAUUCGAUUUCUUACUAAGCUUCAAACACUAGAAAUGCGGUUUUCUGGAAUUGUUAAGUUACCUAGUAGCAUGUUAGAGCUAACAGAACUUCAGAAAAUUAGCAUUUACAAAUGUGAUGGGUUGCUAUUAUAUACACAAGAUGAAGGGGAAGGGGAAGGGGAAGAACAAGUGAGUUCAGCAAUACUGUCAAUUCAGCACAACUUUGAGUUCAUUCACUGCAAUAUAUCAGAUGAGUUCCUUCAAAUUGGUAUCCCUUUGUUUACCAAUGUGAAUAAGUUAAACUUAUCAUGGAAUACUUUCACAAUUCUACCUGCAUGCAUCAAGGGAUGUUCCAUUUUAAAGGAACUUAUUUUGGAUCAUUGUGAGAAACUUAGAGAGAUACAAGGGAUUCCACCAAACAUAGAAAUAUUCUCUGCAAAACAUUGUGGAUCCUUGAAAGUCCUGGACCUCACACUUAUUCCUACAACUACAAGCACCAAAGAAUGUCACUUUUUGAAGGAAAUCUUUCUGAAUGCUUGCAUGGAUCUUCGGAAAAUUAGAGGGAUUCCACCAAGCAUAGAAGUUUUGCAUGCACCAAAAUGUACAUCCUUGACUUCGUCGUUGCAAAAUCAGGAUUUGCACAAGGGAGGAAGCAGGGAGUUUUGGUUACCAAUGCUUGGGAUUCUAGAAUGGUUCAACCACUCUUGUCAUGGAUCAUCAAUUUCUUUCUGGUUUCGUAACAAGUUCCCCGCCAUAUCUGUGUGUGUCAUUAAUGAACAUACUUGUAAAUCAUUUCGCCCGAAAUUGAUCAUCAACAACCAUGAAGUGCACGAGUUCUCCGAAUUCAGUCUAGAUACUGAUCAUUUAUCAAUUCUAGUUCUGGGUAAACUACUAACAAAAUUCAAAGUUGAGGUGGAUGAUGUGCUUUCAAAAAAUGGAUGGAACCAUGUGGUGUUUUUCAGCAAUCCCAAAUUACAAAAAGAUCAGAUGUCAUUGCUAACCAGGGCUGAUAUUACAGUCCAAAUUGGACUCCAUGUAUUUCAACGAAGUAGUAUGGAGGAUAUUCGAUUCACUGAUCCAAAAAAGGAUCAUAGAAGAUGGAUGGACACCGGACAUUCUCCAAAACAGUUUAUGAAGCCAAAUUCUAGAAUUGCGCGUCGAGACUCACACAGAGCUAAGAUACAGUUAAUGCAGCAGAAACAAAAUUUGGCUCCAUCGGAGGGACGAGGCACAAGCACAACAACAGCCAACCAGAAUUUGAAUUUUGACCUGGACGCAUCUGUAGCAAACCAGAUAAAUAGCACCACCAUUGUUCAAGCAUCCCAAGAUCAUCAGCUACCAAUGGCUCCAGGAGAAUCAUGCCAAACACCAGAUAUUUUAGAGCCCCCAUCUAUUCAGGCCCCAAGUCCUACUUCUUCAUCAAGUAGUGAACUUAGUGGACCAGAAAUAUACACAGAAACUGAAUUCAAUGAGUUUGAUGAUCCCCUAAGUAGAAAUCAAGACCAUCCAGUUCAAGAAAACAUAGAAAUGGAAGCAUUUUAUGUUUCUCUUGAAGCCAAAGCACGUGUUCUUUCAAGUUUUUGGGGUGAUAAACAUGCGAAUAACACUGCUACAAAUGAAGAGACCAAGAAAGCAUUGAUGACAGUACAAGAUUUCAUCUCCCAAGGUGCUUCAAUCUUGUUGCGUCCUGAACAAGGCAAAGUCAUGAAGGCCAACUUAGAUUACCUCUCUAAUUUGACCACAGAUGAUGGAAUCUCGGAAGGAAUGAAAACAUUGAUAUCUGAAGCUUCAUGGUUGUUCAAUCACUGGAGCAGGGACUACACUGAAGCAUGCAUGAAAAUUGAGUUCACAAAUUCUGAAUUGCAGAGAGCUUAUGAAUUAGAAGCAGGUAUGGAAGAUAACAAGAACCAAUUUUGGGAAGUUGUGGGAUUGGAAAAUGAGCUCAAGGACCAAAUCAAUGCCAUUAAGGCUUAUUUGGCUACUUGUGAAUCAGAAAAGGAUGUGGCUGUUCAGAGAAAGAGAGAGAUAUUUGAAGAAGGAAAGACACUUAAAUCUCAAAUAGACAGGUUGAAGGAAAAAAUGCCACAACUUCAGCAUGAACAGGGGUUAGCAAAGAUAAUUAGAGAAAAAAUCUCAUCUGAAUGGUCAAACUUAGGAGAAAAAUUUAAGACUACUGUUGACCAGAGCUUUUUAACGUAUGAUUGA
Molecule: messenger RNA, 4644 nt
Organism: Arachis ipaensis
Lineage: Eukaryota; Viridiplantae; Streptophyta; Magnoliopsida; Fabales; Fabaceae
Product: TMV resistance protein N
Biological process (GO): signal transduction; defense response
Molecular function (GO): ADP binding
Source: RefSeq, a predicted model, not a curated record